Messenger RNA from Siniperca chuatsi (mandarin fish), 4506 nucleotides. RefSeq names its product deoxynucleotidyltransferase, terminal (gene dntt). The coding region runs from base 772 to 2274 and encodes 500 amino acids. The record is from RefSeq and is a predicted model, not a curated record. Gene Ontology annotation, molecular function: DNA binding; DNA nucleotidylexotransferase activity; DNA-directed DNA polymerase activity. Gene Ontology annotation, biological process: double-strand break repair via nonhomologous end joining. Gene Ontology annotation, cellular component: nucleus. The transcript has 11 exons. NCBI's taxonomy places the organism in Eukaryota, Metazoa, Chordata, Actinopteri, Centrarchiformes, Sinipercidae.
GCACAUGCAGUUCUUCUCCCCGGAUAAAUGUUCCUAAUCAUCAAUGGCUUGCAUAUAUAAUACCUGUGUGUGUGUGUGUGUGUGUGUGCAAAGGCCUUGUAUGAGCUUGUGGGAUCUCGGGGGAAAUGCCCACAAAGGCUCUCAUUUUAGGCAGUAAGCUAAUUAAAGUGGUGGAGCAGAUGGUGCAGGCUUGGUCCGGACAUAAUGAGACGGUGAGUGGCGAGACGAACCGGACAUGGCAGGACAGCUGUGAGGGGUUUGCGAGAUGACCAGAAUUCAGGCAUCUCCCAGGAGUGAGACUCCAGUCAAGAGAGUGGAAUUACAACUGUAUGAAAACUUCUGAGCAGCUUUUUAAGAAGCAACUGGAUCAGGCGGUGUUGACUUCCUCCAAAUGUGUGUUUGCAGAACAACUGGAAGUGAAUAAUACCAUGCCAACAGGGUGUUUUUAUCUUUUUUUCUCCCAUCCUCAAUCAUUCGAUCUUGGCAGGUGUUUUUUGGUAAACACCAAAUCCUGAACACCUGUUGCCAGAGGCUUUUCCUGUCUGCCAGCUCUGACUAACCCUGCUGUCACCAACUGACACACUGUGCCACUGUCAGGCAAAAAAAAAAAAAAAAAGACAGCUACAAAUGUGAAAUAAACAACUGUGGCAUUACCAAAGUGGGUGUUUUUCCUGGAUGGAAGUUAAGUGGCACACAGAACAACACAAAAGCUCAAGAAAGCAGAAAUUCCUAGACGUGCAGAAAUACUUUGGAUAGCUCACCUCAAAGGAGAUGUUCCACACUCCUAUUGCGCCUCGUGUGAGGAAAAGGUCGAGACCAGCAGAAGCUGGCGUUCCCAGGCGUGAAGAGGUGAAGUUUGAGGAUGUCAGACUGUACCUGGUGGAGAGGAAAAUGGGCCGCAGCAGGAGAAGCUUUCUGACCCAGCUGGCCAGGUCAAAGGGCUUUAUUGUGGACGACGUCCUCAGCGAUGAGGUCACUCAUGUGGUGUCAGAGGACAGCCAGGCUUCAUCCCUGUGGAAGUGGCUAAAGGAGCGUGCCCCGAAGAAUCUACCCAACAUGCAUGUGUUGGACAUCAGCUGGUUCACUGACAGCAUGAGAGAGGGGAGACCUGUUGCUGUGGAGACCAGACACCGCAUUCAGGAAACCUUGCCCACAUUGGCACAAGGUUCUACACCUACUCCUGUGGCCACCAUUUCUCCAUACGCCUGCCAGAGACGGACAACCACAGAAAACAAUAACAAGAUUUUCACAGAUGCUUUUGAAGUGAUGGCAGAGAGUUAUGAAUUCAACGAGAUCGAGGGUCCAUGCCUGGCCUUCAGGAGAGCUGCAUCUGUUCUAAAGAGUCUGCCCUGGGCGGUGAAGUGCCUGGGGGCCACUCACGACCUGCCUUGCCUGGGGGAACACACUAAGGCAAUCAUAGAGGAGAUCCUUCAAUAUGGCCGUUCGUUUGAUGUCGAGCAAAUACUCUCUGAUGAAAGGUAUCAAACGCUAAAGCUGUUCACAAGUGUGUUUGGGGUUGGACCUAAGACGGCUGAGAAGUGGUACCGCAGAGGGCUGCGCUCAUUCAGCGACAUUCUGGCAGACCCCAGCAUUCAUCUAAACCGGAUGCAACAAAGUGGUUUUCUGCAUUAUGGAGACAUCUCUAGGGCUGUCAGUAAAGCAGAGGCCCGCGCCCUGAGGAACAUUAUUGACGAAGCUGUCCAUGUGAUCACACCGGACGCCAUACUAGCACUGACAGGUGGCUUUCGCAGGGAGAAGGAGUUUGGUCAUGACGUAGACUUUAUCGUGACCACACCUGAGCUGGGGAAGGAGGAGAGUCUGCUACCCGAAAUUAUUGAUAUACUGAAAAAGCAAGGCAUUCUGCUCUACUGUGAUUACCAGGCCUCCACCUUUGAUAUGUCGAAGCUUCCCUGCCACAAGUUUGAGGCCAUGGACCACUUUGCAAAGUGCUUCCUGAUCCUGCGGCUGGAGGGCAGCCAAGUGGAGGGAGGUCUCCACAAAGCAGAGGGGGACAGCAGGGGCUGGAGGGCAGUACGCGUGGACUUGGUGUCGCCACCUAUAGAUCGUUACGCCUUUGCUCUCCUGGGCUGGUCCGGCUCCACGCAGUUUGACAGAGAUCUGAGGAAGUUUGCUCGAGUGGAGCGACGGAUGCUUUUGGACAACCACGCCCUGUACGACAAAACCAAGAAAGAGUUCCUGGCAGCUACGACUGAAAAGGACAUCUUUGCCCAUCUGGGUCUCGAGUACAUCGAGCCUUGGCAGAGGAAUGCGUAGGCCUCUGCUAUUCACUGGCUGGAUGAUACCCUGUGCGCACAUUAGUGUUUAUCCCAUCUGCUUGCUGUUCUGCGGCUCUCCUGUGAUUCACUUUCAAACAGCUUUUGAUUUCCAUACAGUUUUGUGUCGUUGUUGCCGUUGUUGUUGUUGUUGUCUGGAUUACACGCUGGUGUAUGAUUCAUAAUUCUGCUUAUUGUCUGUUAGCGAGUAAACACUCUUCUAUACCAUUCAUGGCUAAGUGUUGUAAUCAUAGGCAGGACACAAAGACAAAUCAGUCAGAUGUGUGAAUCGCCUUGGGUGCCUGCGAGGUGCAGGAGUGAGGGAGUCUGAAAGAAACACAGAGAGAAGCAAAAGAGUGAAGGGGGUGACCACGGAGAGAAAGGGAGGGUGAGGGAGAAGACAGGAAACGAUGAGAAAAGCGAGGGGGAAGGGAGCUUUUGUCGAGCAAAAUGUUGUAAUCACCCUCCUCCUGGCAGGAAAGUGCUUGGCGUGAAGCUGAGCCAGGUCUCUGGGGAAUUGAGAGGCGGGUAAUGAGCUUCAGAUUGAGGAGUGUUUGGCGUCGCCAUUUAGCCUCCAUUUAAGCCUACGUCCACUGGAGAUCGUUUAGCUGGCAUGCCGCUAUCCAAAGACCCACAGUCUCCGCUCUUGUUCCACAAUGAAUCCUCUUCCCCAGAUGCUCGGCUGAAAUUAGAAGCAAUCAGCUGCACCGGGAAAUCGUGAAGAAUUCAGAUGGAAGGUAAAUGAGUCCACUAACCACAUGGAUGGAUAUUGGCAUUCAAAACAACUCUGGCUCCAGUGCAUAAAACAUCCAUUAUCUUAUUGGUUUGACUUUGGCUUAUGUUUUAUGUAUGAUGGUUGCUCAUCAAGAUUUGUGUCCUUAUUUUUCAAGCGUACGGUGGCUCUGUAGGACAAUGAUCCACUAAUGAAGAAACUUUAUUGAUCCCUGUGGGCAAUUUGGGUAAGUCUGACACGACCUGCCCGGCUGCCCACACCCUAACCCACUUUCCCAUGAUGCUCAGCCCCCGGUUUGUCCCAUGGUGCCUCAACGAGAGCAGAGAAAGAUGAGAGCAAGGCAUUCUAGUGAAUCACCCUAUUUAAAGAUCUUUAAGUAGAACAGUCCGGCACUUUGAGGACUCGACCCGGGCCUCCUCCCACCACCCUUUCUUCUUUCUCCCUCAUGGUCUCUGUCUUUCUUUCUCUCCCGCUGUGUCGCUCUCUCAACCUUGUUGACACAAAACAAACUUCUGAGUUGCAGUGUUACCCAGAUGGAGCAAGUGUGGCACCCUGCCCUCCUGGGUUAUCUAAUGUUUUCACUUUAAAGCGGGAUGAAUUCUUACCAAAAAAUAGGAGGUCUCUCAAGAGUAAAAAAAAAAAUUAAAUACAAAAAUCAAGUUGACCUCAAUAAAUUUACAUUUGUCCUGCUCUCUUUUUCCUAAUUGUUUUUCAAGUGCGAAUUGGAUCUCUUUCUACUUUCACAUUAAAUAUUCAUCAGUGUAAAGGGAUUAAAAGGCUGUAGCACUCAAUUUAAGAAUUCACACAUUGCUGUUUUGGUCUUAGAGAGUCUUAAACUGUUUGUACAGCUGAAAAACAAAGAAUUAAGUGUAGUAUGUUAACGCUAUCUGCUCCAAUUUCCUCCAUUUCAAUCCCCACGGAGCAAAUACAUUUGUGUGGUAUCACGUAUUAAGUGAGACCAUCUUUUCUCUUAGUUACUUUAGCUGACUAUACUGUAGGAGAUAACUGUGAAUGCCAACAAUACAACUGAUUACAGUGAUUAUAAGUCGGGACACAUUCCUACAAAUGUUAAUGUGUUGCUGAAUUGUCCCUACCAAUAUUAACAAUCUUGUCAUAUUAACUUCUCUUGGUAGCUGUGAGGUCUGUGCAGAGGUGCCAGGUUUGUGUCUUUUCUGCAAAAAGUGAACUAUUGUGAUGGAGAUUGAAAAAGCGACAUUUAGGGGACGCUUGACCUGAUGAUUUGGCAACCCUGGAAUAACCAAAAAGUACCGAUAGCACAAUGUAAAAAUACUCCAUUACAAGUAAAAGAUUUGCAUUCACAAUGUUACUGAAGUACAACUACAGAUGUGGUACUCAAUAUGUAAAAUCAACCCUGUGCAUAUUAUUAUACAUUAUAUUGUUGGAUUGUUCAUACUUAUGCAUUGUGGAGCUAAUUUCAACUACUUUACACUACUGUUGGGUAACUUAACCUAUAAAAGCUUGUCAAUUUUUUGUGUAUGU